Molecule: messenger RNA, 554 nt
Organism: Fragaria vesca subsp. vesca
Lineage: Eukaryota; Viridiplantae; Streptophyta; Magnoliopsida; Rosales; Rosaceae
Exons: 3
Coding region: 24-554 (176 amino acids)
Source: RefSeq, a predicted model, not a curated record
UGUUCUACUUAUGUGUUCUCUAGAUGGAGGUUGGAAGACAAAAGCAUAUGCAAGAUGAUCAAACAAGCAAUUGCUGGAGCUAUGGAAGCAUUAUUCAUCCAGCAAGCCAAUCUAGGAAGAUGUCAAUUGGAGUUGUGGUAGACUCAAUAGCCAAGAAAAAGUCUGGAUCUGCAAAGGAAAGGGAGGUUGUGGUACCAAAUGCAGAAACAGAAAAUGCUAACUUAGCGAAUACCAUAGAGGGUAAGUUCAACGGGGAAGAAGUUACAGCUGCCAAAACAACAAAAGAAACUAAAACUCCAGAGCAGAAAAAGAUGAUGGGAAAGAAUAACAAAGAAAGGGAUACAAAGGAUAGAGAUGCUGACAUACAAGAAGCAAAGAAAAAAAAGAAGGCAGUUGAUGAAGAGGCAAAGAAAAAAAAAGAGAAAACAGUUGAUGAAGCGGCAAAGAAGAAAAAGAAGACAGUUGAUGAAGAGGGUGAUGAUGAACUGCUGGCCAAACUUUGCAAGCAGCAGAACAUGAAGAAGACACUAAAGAAGGAUGAAGUUCUGAUGUAG